AACUAGCUUCCCCAGAAAGCAAAUAAGCAAAACUUUGUAUUUGAUCCCACAUCAGAGUGGUGCAACUUGACAUGGUUCUGCUGAUUUCCCGAGUCACAUCAGUAGAGGGUGAACAGCUGUAUAAAGGGCAUUUUGGGGGUUUUCUCCUGCAGUCUUGCUUUAACAUGGCUAAAGUGGUGAUUUGUGUGUUUCUGGCAUCUCUGUUAGCCUUCUGUAGAUCGGCUCCGGUGGGUUUUCAUGGUGGUUCAGAUGCUCAUUGUCCUUUGACGGUGAAGAUCCUGGAUGCUCUGAAAGGCACUCCCGCUGGAAAUGUAGCUCUGAAUGUGUAUCGCCGGGGUCAAGGUGGGACAUGGGAAAAAAUUGCCAGCGGGAAAGGGGAUGCGUCGGGUGAGGUGCACGAUUUGAUAACAGAGCAGGAAUUCACUACUGGUGUGUAUCGGGUGGAGUUUGAUACUAAAACUUACUGGAAGGCUGAAGGACUCACACCUUUCCAUGAAAUUGCUGAUGUGGUAUUUGAGGCUCAUACGGAGGGUCAUCGUCAUUACACUCUAGCUCUUCUCCUGAGCCCCUUCUCAUAUACUACAACAGCCGUCGUGGUCAAAGCACAUGAGUGAAAACACACAACAGCUUCACAAACUGAACAGACAAACAACACUCACUCCAACCACACUGAUGAAAGACAUCCGACUCUGAAUAAGUUGUCAACUAUAAAGUCUUUUAAUAAUCAUUACAGAGCGUAAUGCAGUGAACAGACAGACCGGUACAACAAGAAAAAAUAAAACCUGGAACCAGGAAUUGUGCAUUUCAGACAAAGCAGCUGGGUUUUCCAGACAUUCUGCUUCUCACAUCGGUGUUAAAGCGACACUUCACCCAAAAAUGACAAUUCUGUCAUUUACUCACCUUCACUGUUCCAUAUCUGUAUAAAUGUCUUCGUUCUGAUGAACGCAGAAAAAUAUAUCUGGAAAAAUUCUUUUAACCACAUUUAUACAGAUUUUGAACAACUCGAAGGUGAGUAAAUGGUGACAGAAUUUUAAUUUUUGAGUGAAGUAUCCCUUUAAUGUGGACCCUCCACAACAGAGAAACAAAAAGGUUUUCAAAUGAAUGACUAGCAUAUUUUCUUCUGAUGUUUAGACGUGGACAUUGUUCCAGAUUCAAAUAAAUAAAAUAAAACAAA
This is a messenger RNA of Triplophysa dalaica, 1174 nucleotides long. RefSeq names its product transthyretin (prealbumin, amyloidosis type I) (gene ttr). The coding region runs from base 72 to 614 and encodes 180 amino acids. The transcript is spliced from 5 exons. Gene Ontology annotation, biological process: purine nucleobase metabolic process. NCBI's taxonomy places the organism in Eukaryota, Metazoa, Chordata, Actinopteri, Cypriniformes, Nemacheilidae. The record is from RefSeq and is a predicted model, not a curated record.